GUUUAUCCGGUGUGAUAGUCAAUUUUAUUGAAAGAAUUGUUUCGUAUCGCCGAAAAUGCCCCAACGUCGUGCAUGGAAACAGCCCAAACAAGAUCACAGUGUUUACGUGCAGCAGUUGUUUAAAGAUUUUCUCACACGGAACAAUGAAGUUCCCAUAGCCGGAGCAACAAACAAUGCUCGGACGAACUGUUUUCGGCCUGAACCGUGUAUUUCGAAGCCGCGAAAGCAACCGGGAAUAUUUGACCGUGCUGUGUAUGCUCGCUUUGAGCGCAAUACAAACAGCGGCUGCUUCAUGCGGCAAGAACCAACAAACCGGUCGAAAACAGGACUAAUGCGAUGGAUAGAUCAAACACGCAACAAAGGUGCACCACGGAAUUUGGCACAGAAAGCAUCAUCGCGAAUGGAUGACUAUCUGAAUCUACCUGGUAAUUUCUUCUCCGGUACAGAACAAAUGGAAUUACCAUUCGAAGUGGCUGAUAAAACGUUUGGCAACGUUACAAACAACUUUAUUCCACCGGCAACAUCGACGCCUUUCGAUCGCAUGGCUUCGUUCGGUGUAUCCGGUGUACUCUCUGAUCCGGAAGAACUACAGACGAAUCAUUCCGAAGUUCGGCCGACUUCUGCUAGCAGCACAAAGUCAAGUGAAUGGGAAAUGUUUUUAAAAAGUUGUGGAGAAUAUUUAGCAGACGUUACCAAAAAGCACGAUUGUGGCAGCGAGCUAACCUAUCAACGUAAAGAAAUGGAAAAGCUUUUAAAUACAGAUGACAUUAAUCUUCCUGAAAAAUCUAUGGAAACCAUGCCUGCAAUCGUUUCAAAACGCAGUAAUGUUGUUGACGAACAGCAAAUAAACACUGGGAAUGAAUCGCAGUUAGACGAAAGCAGUUGCCCCACAAAUAGACAAGCGUGUGAGCUUAUAUCGUUGGCAACGCCUAUGAACCAUGCAGAUCCAUUUCCAACCAUUUUAGACGAUCCAAUCCCGGAGCAGGACUUACUUGCAACAACUAACCAUAAAAAAAGAAAUAAUGUAACUUUUUUGCUUGAACCAUUUUCUCCAGCAAAGUUUGAAUCGGGUUCCAGACUAAAAAAGGUAUCUCCUCUAAAAGAUGACAUGCUUCUUACUGCAUCGCCCCCUUCUCCAACUUUGUCUUCGAAUCGUAGACAUUGUUUGUACGAGGAAAGCACGUUCCUUCUCGACCAGAUGCCGUCGGACAACACACUAAUGGAAAAGUUGGAUGCAUUGCUGGAGGAAGAAGAAUUUAACAUACAGGGAGAUACCAUGGAACAGGAGUUUAAUUUUUGUACUCCAGCGCAUCAUCAGGCAACGUUUAACGUUUCUUUUCCGAACCAGUUCGGGUUGGUUAAUAAUUCUGCAGAUGAUUCGAUCAUUACCAAUGCGGAAUUCACCGAUACGCCUUUAUAUUUUUCGCAAGACAUGAUGAUGGCACCAACUCUGCAGGAGUUUCAGGAAGCAUUGUUUUGA
Anopheles maculipalpis is the source of this 1480-nucleotide messenger RNA. RefSeq lists its product as uncharacterized. The coding region runs from base 56 to 1480 and encodes 474 amino acids. The transcript has 2 exons. The record is from RefSeq and is a predicted model, not a curated record. NCBI's taxonomy places the organism in Eukaryota, Metazoa, Arthropoda, Insecta, Diptera, Culicidae.